AUGUCUCGGCAGACUCCACGUGUAUCAGUAGAAGGAAGAAAGUUUAGCUCAGAGGUUUUUGCAUUAACUUAUGGAGCAUUGGUAGCGCAACUUUUAAAGGAUUAUGAAAACGAUGAUGACGUCAAUAAACAAUUGGAUAAAAUGGGUUACAGUAUGGGUGUUAGGAUGAUAGAAGAUUUUUUAGCUCGAAAUAAUAUUGGUAGAUGCCACGAUUUUCGUGAUACUGCCGAUAUCAUUGCCAAGAAUGGCUUCAAGACAUUCUUAGGCAUUACACCUAAUGUCACUAAUUGGAGUACAGAUGGGAAAGAGUUCUCUUUAAUCUUAGACAAUAAUCCGUUAACCGAAUUUGUCGAAUUACCUGAAAAUCAUUCUUCCUUAUCUUUUUCCAAUAUUUUAUGUGGGGCAUUAAGGGGUGCUUUAGAAAUGGUUCAGAUGGAAGUUGAAGUUUGGUUUGUCCAAGAUUCUUUGAAAGGCGACGAUACCACUGAGAUCAGGCUGAAAUUUAUUAAGAAACUAGAGGAUGCCUUACCCGAUGGAGAAGAUUAA
Molecule: messenger RNA, 546 nt
Organism: Trichoplax adhaerens
Lineage: Eukaryota; Metazoa; Placozoa; Uniplacotomia; Trichoplacea; Trichoplacidae
Exons: 5
Coding region: 1-546 (181 amino acids)
Biological process (GO): intra-Golgi vesicle-mediated transport; endoplasmic reticulum to Golgi vesicle-mediated transport
Cellular component (GO): TRAPP complex; cytosol; cis-Golgi network membrane
Source: RefSeq, a predicted model, not a curated record